AUGACUGCCACAGAGCAGGAAAAUCUUAUAAUUCACGAAACGCCCCAGACGCCAAAUACAAAAUCAGAAGCAUUCGUCAAAACUAUGACUAUUCCUUCAAACGAAGAUAAAAUAAAAAUUAAGAAAGUUCUUCUAGAAAAACUCGUUUUGCCUGAAGCAAUAAAGCAGGAAUACGUGAAUAACAAUAAGGCGAAGAAGGCUUUUAUAGUACUCGGCACAUUUUUGUUGUCACUCAGCGCAGGUGCAACGGCAGGGUUUUCUGCAGUCCUUAUUCCGCAACUACAACACGCAAAGGGACAUAAAAAAUACUCUACCGAGAUGGUGUCUUGGGUAGCGGCUAUUUCGUCACUGGCUUUAUUAUUCGGUAACAUGAUUUCGGGAUAUCUAAUGGAUAGAUUGGGUAGAAGAUCAUCUCAAAUGCUACUUUCAUGGCUUUAUAUUGGAGGAUGGACAACAAUAGCAAUUACGACUAAUAUACAUCUAAUUUUGGUUGGAAGAUUUAUAACUGGCCUUUGUCAGGGAUGGUUGGGUCCCCUUGGGCCAGUUUUUGUGGGAGAAAUAAGUUCGCCGGCAUAUAGAGGUUUGUUCUUAGCAAGCUUGUCAUUGAGCACUGCUUUCGGAGUGUUCAUGUCACAUCUAUUUGGAACAUUGCUGCACUGGAGUCAUGCAUCUUUGCUUUGUGGAACUUUUCCUCUAAUUGGAUGCAUUAUACUGUAUUAUGCUCCAGAAUCACCAGCGUGGUUUGCUUCCAAGAGUCAAAUAAGCAAGUGUAUCAAAUCAUUCCAAUGGUACAGAGGUACUGGUCCAUCUAUGAAAGAAGAAUUAGAUAAAAUGAUAUUAGAACAUACAAAGAAAGUUGAUAAAAGAAGCAAGAUUGAAACGUUGAAAAUAAACAUCAGUAAACCCGAGUUUUGGAAACCUUUAUGUAUAAUGCUAGUGUUUUUUGCAAUAACUCAACUCUCAGGGAUAAACGUCUUCUGUGCUUACACAACUGAGAUUAUGGAGAUUUUAUUAGGUAGUAAAACUAACACAUAUGCGGCCAUGUUGGGAAUAGAUAUUUUGCGAUGCGUGGCUUUAGUCACAGCCUGUAUCAUGCUAAGAAGAAUGGGCCGAAGACCUAUUGCGAUAUUUAGUGGAACCUUUACAUCAUUGUCCCUUAUAAUUUUAUCAAUUUAUUUAUACUUAGUGGAAAUUAAUGUUAUAAAACAAGUCACUCCUGUAAUAUCAUUAGUAUUAACAGCAGUCUAUAUUGUUGUGUCAAACAUAGGUGUAGGCCCCCUUCCUUGGAAUAUGGUCGGAGAAGUAUUUGCAUCCGAAACAAAAGGCAUAGGUUCAGGUUUAAGUGUUAUGAUGAUGUCAGUUUUUUCCUUUGGUACGGUGAAAACCGCGCCAGCAAUGUUUAAAAAUAUAGGACAUUACGGUACUUAUUUAUUUUACGGAAUGUCAACAUUAAUAGGUACGAUAUUUUUGUAUUUCUGUCUCCCCGAAACAAAAGGAAAAACUUUAUUACAAAUAGAAGAACGCUUUAGGUCAGGCAAGAAAAGGAAGAUUCUAGAAACGAUUGAUAUAACGUCCGCUUAA
Messenger RNA from Parnassius mnemosyne (clouded apollo), 1581 nucleotides. NCBI's taxonomy places the organism in Eukaryota, Metazoa, Arthropoda, Insecta, Lepidoptera, Papilionidae. The record is from the annotation of a GenBank genome assembly.